AUGACACAACCAUUAGCCGGGACUGAUCUUGCUUCUUCGCAAGCUCAAUCUUCAACAGCUGUGACAAAAUUCAAAGGAAGUUUCACAGAUCAUCUUGCCAACGAACGAACAUUUCUAGCGUGGACAAGAACCAGUCUCGGAAUAUUUGCUUUCGGCUGUGCGAUAACACGAUUCGGUGGAUCAGAAUACGGUCGAAUUAAUUUUCAAGGUCCACCUGUAGAAUUCAAACCGCUAAUAUGUGGUGUUAUUUUAAUAGCAUGUGGAAUUAUGACAUUACUCUAUAGUAUUUAUCGAUACUAUCGCAUCAAUCGUCAGAUAAUGGACAGAGAUCUAACAGAAGUAUCUCAAGUACGCGAACCAAUUAUAGCUGCACUUGUCUUGCUUGUGUCAGCAAUUGCUAUUCUAAUUCUUUUUGUUCUGUUAUAA
This is a messenger RNA of Adineta ricciae, 426 nucleotides long. The record is from the annotation of a GenBank genome assembly. Lineage: Eukaryota; Metazoa; Rotifera; Eurotatoria; Adinetida; Adinetidae.